AUGUCCCUGUCUGAUAUUCCCUGGAAUCAUCUCCAUCUCCCGACCAGACAGGACCCGGCCACGGGACUUUACCCGCAAAAUUUAUACCCGCCCGCUUUUCUCGCCCACGGAUUCUCUCAACUAUCCAACGCCUUUUACCACAACCAUCUGAAUUCUUUCAAUAUGAAUCCACUCUCCACCGAUGAAAUGGAACGGUUCCAAAAACUGUCAAACGAGUUUGAACCGGAUAUCCAGGGCCCUCUGGUGUCGACUAAGCAAUCGAGCAGCGCGAUUGCAGUGGAGUAUGCAAAUGCCGAUCCCACUUUCGCAGCCAAGACUAGCGCACUGGCGGCGACGCAUCCUUUUUCUCGUAUCAUGAAGGGCGACGGGAACUGUGGAUGGAGAGCCGUUGCGUUUGGAUAUUUCGAGAAUCUCUUCAACCUUCGGAAUACGCUCCAGGUUCAGCGCGAACUACUUCGGAUCAAAUCGUUGAACGUCCUUCUCGACCAAGUUGGUCAACAGGAGCAUCUAUAUGAGAUCUUCGUAGAUGAGACGGAGCAAGUCUUUUCGCAAAUCACCGAAGCCAUCGAGAAUGGGAUCCGUGACGACUCCUUCCUGGUGGACGCCUUCAACUCGGAAUACAACUCGAAUGCCAUCAUUACUCAUUUCAGACUCCUAACAAGUGCUUGGAUGAAGCUUAACCCUCAUCGCUACCAAGCAUUUCUUUCUCUGCCCAUUGACCAGUAUUGUGCAACGCGAAUUGAGACCGUCAGGACCGAGAUUGACGAGGUUGGCCUUCAAGCCUUGAUCGAUGGGGUGGUCGAGGGGUCCGAUUUCGCCGUGGAGAUCCUGUACCUGGACCGCAGCGAAGGCGAUGUGGUCACGCCCCAUCUCUUGACCCCGAAUCGACCUACUGCUGGAACCAUCCGGCUGCUCUACCGCCCGGGCCACUAUGACCUUCUCUAUCAGGCUGAGCCCACGGUGAACCUAGAGCCGGUGGUCAACUAUCAAUACGCGAUGACCUCGAACUACUCGCCUUGGGACCAAAGCGCUCUCUCAUUCGAUGUGAACUCGAGUCUGAUGUCGAUUCCAAACCUGAUGAUGGAUCCCUCGUUCGCGCUGGCCUCAUCGCCGAUUCCCGCCGCCCCUCCCAGCCCAUACCGAGUCUCCUCCGCCCCGGAGAUCUAUCCACCCCCGAUGCCGACUCCAUCGCCCGCUCCCGUGGCCUCCCCGCCGCCUCCGCCCAUGUCGGCACCGCCGCCGCCGCCGCCGAUGACGUCUUUGCCGAGUCGCUCGUCGGACGGACCGCAAAUCCGCCUGAAUCCCCUGGUGAUGAAGCCCAAUCUGAGCCACUCGCUUCCAGUCACCACGCCGUUCAAGAACUCCCCAUACAACCAGGCCCACUUCCAAAACCAGGAUUUCGAACCGAUCCACUAUGAACCGAACGAGUCGCGCAGAUAA
Messenger RNA from Aspergillus steynii IBT 23096, 1440 nucleotides. Its product is annotated as OTU family ubiquitin thioesterase. Gene Ontology annotation, cellular component: nucleus. The transcript is spliced from 7 exons. NCBI's taxonomy places the organism in Eukaryota, Fungi, Ascomycota, Eurotiomycetes, Eurotiales, Aspergillaceae. The record is from RefSeq and is a predicted model, not a curated record. Bases 1 to 1440 code for a protein of 479 amino acids. Gene Ontology annotation, molecular function: cysteine-type deubiquitinase activity; ubiquitin binding. Gene Ontology annotation, biological process: protein K48-linked deubiquitination.